Molecule: messenger RNA, 1814 nt
Organism: Diceros bicornis minor
Lineage: Eukaryota; Metazoa; Chordata; Mammalia; Perissodactyla; Rhinocerotidae
Product: ral guanine nucleotide dissociation stimulator-like
Exons: 6
Coding region: 1353-1814 (153 amino acids)
Biological process (GO): positive regulation of GTPase activity; Ras protein signal transduction
Cellular component (GO): plasma membrane
Molecular function (GO): guanyl-nucleotide exchange factor activity
Source: RefSeq, a predicted model, not a curated record
CCAACCAGCUCACUUGAAUGGAGACAGCCAAGAAGCAAAAAUGUUUUGUUGUUGUAUCCAAACUUUUGGAGGAUCUGGCCUCAAAAAAACCCAGAAAGAGAAUCUUUUUGAUUGUUGCCGAUGUUGGCUCAGCCCUCAUCCCUGACGCCUCUGGGUGUCUGACAGGAGGCAGUGAAGGGUAACAUGGGGGAGCCCAGGAAAGGCUAGUGCAGGCCAGGACACAACGGUGAUCCCAUCUGAUCAACCCCACACUCCAGGCCCCUCAUAGUGUGUGUGUGUGUGUUUGUGUGUCUGUGUGGAGUGGGGAAGGCAGGGUAUGUGGGACAGGCCAUUCCUGGGCAGGAGCUUGUUGUUAGGUGUCGGAAACCUGGUGGGUCUGUCACGUUCAUACCCCAGAUCAUGGCUGACAGCAUGAGAAGGUGAGCUCCUCUACUCGUAUAUUAUUGAGCCCUAGAGGUUUCAUUUCCUUCCUUCCCUGAACAAAGUUCUUUGCCAGGAUGCCCUCUGUGCCUGAACUGAGGAGCAGACUUUCUCUUGGGGGUUGGCCUCAGUGGCAGUGUGCAGGCAACCCCUGAUUCCCUCUGGCCCAGCUCCCAGGCAGUCUUUGCAGAACUCCACUCAGGAGGUCGUCGAGUAGCUGCCCAAUGGUUUCAACUCCACCAACUCACUAGACAAGGAGCAGGUACAUGAGGCCACCCACACCAUCCAGUGCUGCUCUGAGAUGACAGCUGGAGCAGAGGGCCUCCACACUCAGGACCUUGAGAUGAUGGGGUUGGACCAGAACUAGGGUGGGACCAGUCAGGGGCUGUCUCUUUUUCAAGCUAAAGGGGACGUACAUGCAGGUAACCUUGUCUGGUUCAGAGCUGAGCUCCCGUGACCCUCUUUCCCUUGUCUGUUGUGAGUUUAGGAGGCCACUGAGGCAGAGCCAGAGGCUAAGGGGGACUGCAGGCUGGCUAUUCCUGGAAGAGAAGUGGGAUCUUUCCUGUAUUUAGAAGGACACAUGGAAAGUCAGCUAUGUGAGUGAACCUUUCUCUUUAUCCCGCUCCAGAGUCAGCUCCAGAGUUUCAGCCAGCAGCAGAAGCAGAGCUGUGGGCAGUGGUGGAGGUAGAGCUGGCUCCAGCUCCGUUGACACCACCCUCUCUAGCACUGGAGCCAGUGUCCCCUCUACCAGCAGUGUUGGAGCUGGAGCAAGGGCCAACAUGGGCUCCAGCAGGAGUGGGAGCUGCUGAGUUGGAGUCACCUGGACCAUCAUUUCUAGUGGGAAGUCCAUCUCCACCUGUGGCUAAGAAGUGUGAGAAGAAGCCCAACCUACGGCCUUCCCUCCUAAGCUGGUGGUGGAGCAGUUGACUGUGAUGGAUGCGGAGCUCUUCCGGAAGGUGGUGCCCUCUCAGUGCCUGGGCUCCACCUGGGGCAAGAGGAACAAGCCCAGCAAUGAGCACCUGGCACACACCGUCCGGGCCACCAUCGACCACUUCAGAAGGGUGGCCAGCCUCGUCAUCACCACCUGCCUCGGGGACCCGAGCAUGAUGGCCCAGGACAGGGAGUGCAAGAUCCUGAAGAACUUCUCCUCGCCCUGCACUGUCAUCUCUGUUCUGCAGAAAACAUCCAUAUACCACCUGAAGAACACAUGGGGGAAGUUUCCUGGUGGGGAGAGCUCUGAAAAACUUAAGGAGCACUAUAGCCAAGACGAGUCCUUGAGCAGAGAACUGAUGACCAAGGGAAAUGGAAGGAUGGUGAUCGUGUGGUGCAGGCCUCACAUGGGGGUGAUGAGGAGGGGCCUUCCACGUUUGCCCCUCGGAAAUCAGCCCCCAUAG